Molecule: messenger RNA, 6256 nt
Organism: Oncorhynchus gorbuscha (pink salmon)
Lineage: Eukaryota; Metazoa; Chordata; Actinopteri; Salmoniformes; Salmonidae
Gene: znf385a
Product: zinc finger protein 385A
Exons: 8
Coding region: 272-1651 (459 amino acids)
Cellular component (GO): nucleus
Molecular function (GO): zinc ion binding; nucleic acid binding
Source: RefSeq, a predicted model, not a curated record
GCAUGGGCAGCAGUAGGAGCGAUAGCAGUAGCAGUCUCCAAUCACAUGUAAUUCUACUGCUUCUCUAACUUGCUUGCCACUUUCCAGAGAGAGAGAAAGUGAGAGAGAGAGAGAGAGAGAGAGAGAGAGAGAGAGAGAGAGAGAGAGAGAGAGAGAGGAGAAAAAAGAAAAAUAAUUUGGAGCCAUUGUCCCCUUGGAGAAAAAAGAGAGACGGAGGGAAACGAGGGAGCACUGUUAAACGAGAGGAGCGGUGAGAAGGAGAAGUCAUAGGAUGAUUUUGGGAGGUAUAAACCGUGCGGGGGCGAUGCCUGCGUUCCUGCGGACCCCCACUAUGAUCCAGCCACACCUGGAUAUGAAGCCCUUCCUGCAGUUCCCCAUGGACACAGCUCCACCACAACACAGCAUGGGCCUGUUUCACAACUUCAACACCGUGAGUAGUAUAUACAAAACCAUGGACCCAGUUCAGAAGGCGGUGAUUAACCAUACCUUUGGCGUUCCGCUGGUGAAGACCAAGAGGCCCAUCAUCUCCUGUAACGUGUGCCAGAUACGCUUCAACUCCGAGAGCCAGGCAGAAGCCCACUACAAAGGCAACCGCCACGCCCGGAGAGUCAAAGGCAUCGAGACCUCCAAGAGUCGCCCCCAGGAGGGUGACAAGCCGGCCCCACCUGUCCCCCCCUCCCCGUCCGACCCCAGUGGACCCCAUACAGGCACCUCGGACAUCAGCGACCCCUGCAACGCAGACGAACCGCGCCCUCUGUCGUCACAGUUUAAUGGGGGACCUCUGCUGGCCCUGCCUGGGCCCCUACACCCCCUGCCUCCCCUCUCCACCUCUCCCACCACCGACUCCCCCCUUGCCGCCUCUGUGUGUCCCAUGCUGACCUCCCCCACCCUCACCCCUCCUCCUCUGCUCCCCCAAUCCUCUGACUCUCCCCUGGCUUUCGGCACCACCAACCCAGACCAGAGUGGUGGUCCAGUGGCCCCUGUUGCUCCCGGGGCCCCGGCCGGCCCAGAGACAGAGGAGGACAAAGCUAAGAAACUCCUCUACUGCUCACUCUGCAAAGUAGCCGUCAACUCCCUUUCACAACUGGAGGCUCACAACAAAGGCACCAAACACAAAACUAUCCUGGAGGCUCGCAGUGGGCUGGGUCCCAUUAAGGCGUACCCUCGACUGGGCCCCAAACUCCCAGGGGAGCUGGGAGGGGGGCCGCUGGACCCCAACACUCAGGAACGCACCUUCCACUGUGAGAUUUGCAACGUGCGGGUCAACUCCGAACUGCAGCUCAAGCAGCACAUAUCUAGUCGAAGGCACCGGGACGGAGUGGCAGGGAAACCCAACCCACUCCUCAGCCGACACAAGAAGCACAGGGGGGCUGACCUCACGUCCUCUCUGACCUUCUCUAAGGAUCUCUCCAAAUGUUUGGGCGCUGGGCUCUUGCCCAGUCCCCUGGCGGUUGCCGCAGCGAUGGCCGCCGCCGCUUCCUCAAACCACCAAUUGGCUCAGCUUCGCGCCGCAGCGUCUUCCGUCCAUCACCCCUCGCAUCACCACCACCACCACCUAUUACAGGGCCCACCUCUCAGCCACGCCAUCCUAAGACCCGCCCCCGGACCCAUGCGUACCUCCCACGGGCCAAUCCUCUUCUCUCCUUACUGACUCCACCCCCCUCCACCUCGGCCAGUCAGGAGCAGCCACUCCAAAAGCACACUGUGAAGAAAAUAAUCAAAAUAAACGACAAACAGCAAUUGAUAGGUUAAACAAAUCAUCGGUGAACAAAUCAAACGUAAAAAUCAUCUAGAGGAGUAGAAAAGAAAGGGAAGAGGGCACCCUGACCUGAAACUCUCCCUCCAUCUCAUAGACUUGUGCCUGCGAGUGAUCGACUGAUGGAGAAAGCGAGAGAGAGAGAGAGAGAGAGAGAGAGAGAGAGAGAGAGAGAGAGAGAGAGAGAGAGAGAGAGAGAGAGAGAGAGAGAGAGAGAGAGAGAGAGAGAGAGAGAGAGAGAGAGCGAUAGGAGGAGCGAUACACAGUAUGCAUUGGAUAGACUCCCCUGUUCGUCUCUCACCUCCCCACCUCCCUCUCCCCCACACACUGUGAGAUCCAUCACUGCAUACAGCGAUAGAACAAACUGAUGAGACUGAUUGCGCACACACACACACGCACACACGCACACACACCCCUCCACUGCAGCUAACUAUUCCAGUGCAGUAUGCGCUGGGCCACACUAUAAGUAUGUAUGGUUUCCUCAUCAUUCUUUAACAUGCACUUAGUCUACUAUUCACCUCCACCUCUUCCUAUGCACCUCCAAACCAAGAGAAUAUUGUUACUAUAGUAUGCCAGUACAGUAGGCUAGCUGCUUUUCAGUGGUCUUCUUCUUCGCUAUUAUAAACGUGUGUAGCCAUGUAUAAGUAUAGCAAUAUUCCACAAUACUGUACAUUUCUCCUCCCGCUCUCGGGGGCACAAACGAAACAGGCAACCCUAGGGUGACCCCUAGGCUCUCUUCCUAUUGGUGGACCUAUAGGUCCUUGUUAGAGUAUUACUGUGGGUGACAACAGGAUUGGGAUGGUCACGCCUUGAUGUGGGACGCGUGGGGGCGGGGCAGAGGAGAGAAGAGAACAGGACUGUAAAGCUGAUUGUGAAAAAAGGUGCUAUCUAGAACCUAAAAGGUUUCUUUGGCUGUACCCGUAGGAGAACCCUUUUUGGUUCCACGUAGAACACUUUCCACAGAGGGUUCUACAUAGAACCCAAAAGAGUUCCUCUAGAACCAAAAAGGGUUCUCCUAAUGGGGACAGAGUGUAGGGUGAUUAUGGGGGAGAGAAAGGAGAGAGGGGUAAGAGAGGAGAAAGGGAGCAGGACUCUGGGUUACUUUGUGGCAGGGCUAGGUGAGAGGACGACCAGCGUGGGUCACUGUAUAUCUAGACCCAGGGGCACUGUGGAGGAGGCGGAGACACUCUGGCGUUUGAAAAUAGAUUGUAACAACAAAGAUGGCUGCAGGGGGGGGAGUGUGUCAACCACCAUAACGAUCACAGCUAAACCUCUCCACAGGAUAGGAGAGCGCGAGAACAGAGAGAGGAGCAAGAGCAGAGGAGGCGUGCAUUGGUUCAUACUGCCCCUUUAACACAGUAACCUGGAACCUUGCCAUAUACUCUAACUGUUAUUCUGCAUCUACUACUCAGUGAGACCGCAAUGUGAGUCUUAGUCCUCAAAGUACAACCACACGAGAGUCUGUUCUCGUGUGCGUUUGUGUGUGUCCUCGAGAGCGUGUGGAGAGAAUGAUUUGUGUAUCUGUGAUAAAGCGCAGGGUUCCGGAUUCCAUCCACCUAUGCAAACCCCCCCCAUAUGAACUCCAUACAGUGUUGGUGGUGUGACCAGUGUACAGUAUCUCUACGUAGAGUAUCUCCCUGUAUGUCUCCCUGUCCUUCUCUCUGUUUGGGGCCUGUAGUUCUGGGGUCCGGAAGGGUCAGGGUCUUCUCUUAUGCAUCACUGGGAUCGACCCCCCCCCCUCUCUCAUCCUCUUCCAUCCGGAGGGUUGUUUUAAGGCUACAUAAGGGCAACAACAGGACCGCAAACUUCCAAACGAUCUCUACCAGAUCCCCCGAGAGAAACAAAGAGCGAGAGCGGCACAGCGAGAUGGAGCGAGAGGAGAGAGAGAGAGAGAGAGAGAGAGAGAGAGAGAGAGAGAGAGAGAGAGAGAGAGAGAGAGAGAGAGAGAGAGAGAGAGAGAGAGAGAGAGAGAGAGAGAGAGAGAGAGAGAAGACACUGAACUUAACUGACAACCACCCCGGAGCACUACCACAGCAAGGUCACACGUAGUCUAUUUAGGACAGGCCUGGGAGACCCUGCCCAGCCCUCUUUAUUUUGGACUUCCACGCCUUCCUGUCUUUAAACGGAAAGCAAUGCUAUGUGUAUUAUUUCCCCGUGACUGAUCAGUGUUUUGUUCUGUUGUGUUUUGGGUUGGUUGGGUCAUCUCCAUAGUUACCUACAGAAUUAUAGUGACGUGCUAAUAAUAAUAAAUACAAUUCUAUUUAGGAGGGAAUGGUUGGAGACGGGUGGAAGUGAGACGGGUGGAAUAUUUAGGAGUUGGUAAGAUACCGGAUGCAGAGACUGUGCUGUCCACCUACAGUAGGCUACCUGAACUGAGAAUUAGACGAAGAGAAGCCUGCCCUGCUGAACACUGCUGUAGCACUGGGCCUCAAAACGGAGGAAAACUAGCCGAAACGGAGCUGAACAGGGCGGUACUACCUGAACUCGUCCAAUAAGAAACGCCAGGCGUUCGUUUUCUGUUGCAAAAAGUGCCCUAAUGAACACCACCCCAAACGGAGAUGUACACUGCCCUUCCAGCGAGAAGCAAUGUGUUCUAAUGUCUUACCUUUUGAUCGGAGCGUUAACUUGUUGUUGUUAAGCGUAAACAGUGUGUUGUACACUACAGGGUAAUGUACAGUGAACUCUGGGUCCUAGAUGUGCUUAAAUACAUUUUUGUCCUGGCCAGGUCACAUGGUCGAGUCACAUAGUAAAACUCUACCAUAGUAAAAAGACAUGUAAAACUCCUGGUCCUAUGAAUGGGAAACGUGCCUGAUAAUAGGCCUUUUAUGUUCGUCCACAGAGGAGCUGGCCUGCAGAGGGUACAGUAGAGAAGCCCAAUACUAAAUGGACCCCUAGACCCUAUGCACUUGCAGCGAUCUCAGCGGAUUGGACACAACAAUACCGUCUAGUCAAUCAGUCGGCCAGAUUGCGCUACCACCAUAUUGCGUAUCGAAUCAUCUUAAGAUUUCUUCAAGUGCGUAGGUUGAAGGGUCUAGAGGUCGUUUUGGGACAGGGCCGGGAAGAAGGACAAUAAAGAAGUGGUUUAGGGAAGGGCCAUUAAUAUUAGAGGGGUCUAAUCCAACGGUAAUUAUGGCUGUGGUCCAAUUCUCUGACCUACCCAAGUGUGCAAUCCUACACCCACCCUCGUGGAUUUAAAAUUGACUGGUGUAAGGAACAUGGCGUAAAUCAUGCUUGCAAAAAUCCAAUGCUUUUAAAUAAGGGGGAGUGAAGAAGUGUACACUUACGGGUGAAAGAGAGAUAAUUGGAAAGCAGCCAAUCUCUGCUUGGGGAACGGUACGUCCAUGCCAGGUAGCUGGCAUUAAAGUUGAUCUGACAAGAUGUUUUCAUUUAGUUUGGACUUUUUUGUGUUUUUGUUGCAUUGUGUUUCAUUUUCGUGUGUGAGAAAUAAGGUUGAGUAUUGAGUAAUAAAUCCUGAUAUGACAGAAUACAUGAUUAUAUCAAUGCCAUUAUGUAAGAGCUGACUCAGUCAGUUUAUCCACCAAUGUGCUCUUUUGGUUAACUUGAUCUUAAUCCUGAUCUUAAACUUGAUCUUGACUUGGUGGAGAUUAUUUCAUUUGUAGUGAAGUUAAAAAGUGUACUUGGAGUAGUGCUCUUGUUCAUGUUGGUGUGUAAUCAUUAUGUCUGCGUCCCAAAUGGUACACUAAGCCCAUAGCGCUCUGGUCAAAAGUAAUGCACUAUAUAGGGAAUAGGGUGCCAUUUCAGAUGCACCCUGUGUAAUAUUGUCUGUGUUGAGACCUGCUCUCCCCACUCUCCACCAAUAAGAGACCAGAGAAGCCAUGGCUGGAACAGAAGUGGCCUAUCACGAUAUACAGGAGACAAACCUUAACCCAGGCAGGGUGGCCGACCACAAUAGAGGAGACAAACCUUAACCCGCCCACGCAGGCACAGACGUUAAGCGAUUGUUUCUUGAUAUAAGGUUGACGAAGCAUCAAACAUUAUUAACAACCAUGACCCAACCGAUCAGUUCAAAGGGUUUGAUUCUGUCACUGUUAGAUCCAUGAAGUUGAAAUUCACAUCUAUGUUCAUAUCGUAGUCACCUCAAAUGGUACGUACAUCCUCAUGUAAUUAUUCAAUACUGUUGAACAUAUUUUCUGAACAGGUGUCCUGGUAGCUGUGUGUAGGAUCUUAGCCUUAUUCCAUCCUUAUUAGUCACCAGAGGCAGAGAAUGCUGCCCAAAUGGCACCCUAUUCACUAUGUACUGCCCUGGUCAAAAGUAGUGCACUUUAUCGGGAAUAGGGUGCCAUUUGGAAAACAUCCAGAGAAAGAUAAAGAUGGAGACACUUUGGUGAAACCGUGUCUUGCCAAUAAAGUACUUUUUUUGAAUUUCAUUGUCAGAGGGGAAAAGUAAGAGUUUGUAUGUCGAAUUGUAGCAAUACCCAACUCAUACUGGCUACUCUUGUUUAUUGCAAUAAUAAUAAAAAAAUGAACCAAUAAAAUACA